CCGCCAUGUUUUACAUUCUUCCCUACUGCAUUUGCUUUUUUGUGAACCUUGUCUGUGUUUUUGUUUGAGAUGUCUGGACGCGGCAAGCAGGGAGGUAAAGCCCGCGCCAAAGCCAAAUCUCGCUCUUCCCGCGCUGGGCUGCAGUUCCCCGUGGGCCGCGUGCACCGCCUGCUCCGCAAGGGCAACUACGCCGAGCGCGUGGGCGCCGGCGCCCCGGUGUACCUGGCGGCCGUGCUCGAGUACCUGACGGCUGAGAUCCUGGAGCUGGCGGGCAACGCGGCGCGCGACAACAAGAAGACGCGCAUCAUCCCGCGCCAUCUGCAGCUGGCCAUCCGCAACGACGAGGAGCUCAACAAGCUGCUGGGCAAGGUGACGAUCGCGCAGGGUGGCGUGCUGCCCAACAUCCAGGCCGUGCUGCUGCCCAAGAAGACCGAGAGCCACCACAAGGCCAAGGGCAAGUGAUUUGAUAAGCAUCUGAGCUUCCGGAAACCACUCUAAACCCAAAGGCUCUUUUCAGAGCCCCCA
Messenger RNA from Heterocephalus glaber (naked mole-rat), 525 nucleotides. Its product is annotated as histone H2A type 1. Gene Ontology annotation, molecular function: protein heterodimerization activity; structural constituent of chromatin; DNA binding. Gene Ontology annotation, cellular component: nucleosome. NCBI's taxonomy places the organism in Eukaryota, Metazoa, Chordata, Mammalia, Rodentia, Bathyergidae. The record is from RefSeq and is a predicted model, not a curated record.